Suillus plorans is the source of this 1599-nucleotide messenger RNA. RefSeq lists its product as uncharacterized. Bases 1 to 1599 code for a protein of 532 amino acids. Lineage: Eukaryota; Fungi; Basidiomycota; Agaricomycetes; Boletales; Suillaceae. The transcript has 11 exons. The record is from RefSeq and is a predicted model, not a curated record.
AUGUCUGCUUUGGCUUACAGUGAUGCAGAGAAAGGGACACUAGAAGUCCACUCUCCCCAGCUUACUCAGGAUCCCACCAAGGACGAGAAGAACACAGUAGACAUCGAGAUAUUCGCCGUGCAAUCUCUUGAGAAAGACGUGCCGGCUAUUCUUCCAGACGUCGCGAAGCCACCGCCAGCCCCUGCCAAAUCAACAAAGAAGAGUACACCCUUGUAUGGUAUUAUACGACGACAUAUGUGGUCCAAUACUCACCCUUCUGAUUCAUUAAGGCGUUUUUUCACCGUCGUGUUCGUAGUCAAUUUCGUUGGAAUUGGCUUUGCGAUUGCUGGUAAAUGGCCAUACGCCGCAAGAUAUCCUGGUGCUUUGGUCCUCGGUAAUUUGAACGUUGCAAUUCUUGUGCGUAACGAGAUAUUCGGCCAUUGCCUGUAUUUGUUCGUCAACACCUUCUUCGCCAAGUGGACUCCUCUAUGGUUCCGCCUUGCAUGUACCUCCACUUUGCAGCAUCUCGGUGGUAUCCACAGCGGAUGUGCAAUCUCCGGCGUAGCUUGGAUAGUCCUCAUGGUCGUGCAUCAAUUCAAGACGAAGUAUAUGUUUAACGACUCUAUACUUGCCUUUGGGGUGAUCACCUCAGUCAUGCUGUUCAUCACCCUCUGCGCUGGUCUUCCGUGGGUGCGUAACACGCACCACAACGUAUUCGAGCUGAAUCAUCGUUUCUUCGGAUGGACUUCAUUGUGCAUGACCUGGGUAUACGCCAUCCUGACCAAUGCCUAUGACACUGCAGACGGGAAGUUCGACCACGUCGGAAGAUACGUCGUCCAACAGCAGGCUUUCUGGUACACGGUCGGAAUGUCUAUCUUCUGUUCCAGCAUUGUUCUGCCUUGGAUUUGCACACGGCACGUCGAGGUCGAUGUCGAACUUCCCUCUCCAAAAGUCGCUGUUCUCCGCUUCGAGCGUGGUAUGCAACAGGGUCUGCUUGCUCGCAUCAGUCGCUCGGCUAUCAGGGAAUAUCACGCUUUCGGUAUCAUCUCCGAGGGUACCCAUGCAAAGCACCACUACCUUAUCUGCGGCGUGCAAGGCGAUUUCACUAAGGGACUGGUCAACGACCCGCCUAAAAAAAUUUGGACUCGCGAGCUGAAGUUUGCUGGUGUCUCCAACACGUCGACGCUUUACAAGCGUGGAAUCCGAAUCUGCACUGGAACUGGUCUUGGUGCUGCCCUUUCUACUUGCAUUCAAUCUCCCUACUGGUACCUAAUUUGGAUCGGCUCCGAUCAAGAGAAGACAUUUGGCCCAACUAUCAGUGGUCUCAUUCACAGGCACAUAGGUCCAGAGCGUCUCCUCCUUUGGGACUCGAAAGUCCGUGGGGGUCGUCCACCCACCAUGAAGAUCUUGAAGGAGGUAUACGACCAAUGGCAGGCGGAGGUUGUCUUCAUCACUUCCAACUACGUGGGUAACUUUGAGAUCCAACAUGGUUGCAAGGAAGCUGGGAUUCCUGCAUUCGGAACACUUUGGGACUUUGCGUGGGACGUGUCGGAUGCCAGACCAUCCACACGUUUCUCAUCCUUGUGUAUCCAAUACAAUGCCAAAGGUACCGGUUCCUGA